Protopolystoma xenopodis is the source of this 237-nucleotide messenger RNA. The record is from the annotation of a GenBank genome assembly. NCBI's taxonomy places the organism in Eukaryota, Metazoa, Platyhelminthes, Monogenea, Polystomatidea, Polystomatidae.
AUGGCCGUAGUGUCUAUUGCCUCUACGCCAAGUCGUCGCUUGCCCCAGGCCUGUCGAAGCAGUUCGACGCGCUUGAGAAGAACUAGAAACUUUUUGAGCAGCGUGUACGCCUCAAUCGGAGUAUCUGAAGUGUUCAACCGGCGAUCUGAAUCAAAAGUCCCAGUGCGUGCAAGAGGGCAAACAGAAACGACGAUAAAUGCACGCCAAGUUAGACAAGAAUUCGAGCCCACUUUUUAG